UGGGUCGUUGCAGAAAGAAACCAUUCACAUCCAAAUAUUGAGCCAUCGCAGCAACAACCCGGCAACGGUCAUCGUCAGUGGAAAUCUCCGGCCAUUACGAAUGACAGCGGUCGUGGAAGUCAGGCUCGUCUGUACGCUGACGAGAAUGCACAACAACAGCUCGAAUAUCAACCAGGUGAUCAGCGAUGUGCAUUCGUGAUGUCGUCUUAG
This is a messenger RNA of Anisakis simplex (herring worm), 210 nucleotides long. Lineage: Eukaryota; Metazoa; Nematoda; Chromadorea; Rhabditida; Anisakidae. The record is from the annotation of a GenBank genome assembly.